Messenger RNA from Lobosporangium transversale, 1707 nucleotides. RefSeq lists its product as hypothetical. The coding region runs from base 1 to 1707 and encodes 568 amino acids. The transcript has 3 exons. NCBI's taxonomy places the organism in Eukaryota, Fungi, Mortierellomycota, Mortierellomycetes, Mortierellales, Mortierellaceae. Gene Ontology annotation, molecular function: protein binding. The record is from RefSeq and is a predicted model, not a curated record.
AUGUUUAAAAUUGAACCCCCGCGUAUUGCAUAUUAUCCUGAUAAGAUCCUAGAUGUCAUUACAAAGAUACCGGACCCCAGCAACAACAACGCCCUCACCUAUUGGUCAACAUUGAAAAAGUCGGAAAACCAGGCCACCUCUGAGGAUCCCCUUUUGUCUCUCUCGAGCCUGGCUCAAUCUUUCCACAACGAACAAAGCGAGACGAUCAAGUCUAACCUUGAACAGAUUAAGGAAUUGUUGAUAAAGGCUGAAGACAAAGGCGACCAGAUGCUUAAGCUGCAACUGGAGGCUAAGGAAAAGGAUGAACUGAUUAUUAGUUUGCAACAUCAAGCCCUCGACAGACUUGCUAUCCUUCAAAAGCAUGCUGAAGCUAUCCUUGUCCAGAACUUUGAGCUACACGAGUAUCCAAUCCCUCGAUUGUUUAUAAUUUUCCCCGUCGACCACACCAAAUGGAAUCCAAUGAAUGUCUUGGGGAACAAGUUUCGUCUCCAUUUCCUCUGUGAAUGCGGGAACUAUACCAUCUUGGCAAGCAAGAGCAAUCAGAACCAAAUCCAUAUCGCCAAACAUGACGGGCAUGAAAUCCGAGACAGCACUGAGUUCUUUCGCAAAUAUGGAAAGCACAUGCUUAUCCUUUUACAAUGGCUCAGAUUGGGAAUGCUCUCCGCUGCUUCCCUGGUACCAGCCUCGCCUUUUAUCGAUGCUGGUAUCAAUUAUUCAAUUGACUAUAUAAAAGCCCUCUCUGUUGAGUAUCCUGUCCUGAACAACAUCAAUACGAUUGAUGACUAUGAGGGACUUGAAGGAGCUGACCUCCAGCAGUUGAGCACCUUCCUUCGAAGUAACGACGAAGACAGGAAACUUGGCAACUUGUACAGGAUCACAACCGAGGCAGGUCAUGUCAAUUGGGUUUGCUCGGAACACUAUCGUUUGACAUAUAAAGAAAAAGAGCAGAAAGCGUUUGCAAAUGCUGUGGAGAUGAAUGGUGGGAAAUAUGAUCAGCAACUUGGUAAAGCGGUCAUCACAUUGGGAUCCAGAACGAGAGCUGAGGAAUUCUUCGAUGCCCUAGCCAAUGCAAGGCAUUGCUCCAAGGCUGAUCUCGAAGCAUUUAAAGAUGUCUUGAAGAUGUCAAGUGUAUCAACUCUUCGACUUGAUAUGGAACAGUUCCAAGAAAGCGUUGGCAGGAAAUUGCUUUUAUUAUCUACGCGAUAUGAAAUUCUUGUUCGCAUCAUUGAGCUUCGCAAUUUGAAAACGAUUCACAUCGUUCUAUCCAAGGAUUUCGUAAGACUUGACUAUUUACAACCUAGGAGAUCAGACCUUUACAGGUUAUCUUUUGAGAUGAAAUCUCACUCAAUUGGGUCUAGUAGGUUUCGAGUACUUGUAAAUUCACUCAAGACCAACACGACUUUGACCGCUUUGGAUUUGAAGUCUAAUCCGAUUGAAAAGGAAGGGAUUAUGGCGGUAGCGGAGGCAUUUAAGAUCAACACGGGUUUGACCACUUUGAAAUUGCAACUCUUCGGUAUUGAGGAUAUAGGAGCUCCAGCACUGUCAGAGGCACUAAAGAUUAACAGGACUUUGACCCAUCUGGACUUGGGUUUCAUCAGCUUAGAUAAAAAGAAAAAGGUCAUGUCACUGUUAGAGGCAGUCAAGGUUAACAGGACUUUGGCUAUUGAUGUAGAUGAUCAAUUAGGAAAGCUUAGCUUUGGUUUAUAA